AUGGUUAUGGGAAAGAAAUUUCAAGAAAUGAAUGUAAAAAGAAAAAACACAAGACAUUUGACAUUCAAAGAUUAUGAAAGAUCUACUAAAAUUGAAAUUGAAAUAGACAAAUAUGAAAUACACCAAAGACCUACUGAAAUGGACCAAACUGAGUUCACAAAGAUGAACCACAUUGAUGAAGAGCCACCUAAAUGA
Dentiscutata erythropus is the source of this 195-nucleotide messenger RNA. The record is from the annotation of a GenBank genome assembly. Lineage: Eukaryota; Fungi; Glomeromycota; Glomeromycetes; Diversisporales; Gigasporaceae.